Molecule: messenger RNA, 2801 nt
Organism: Colossoma macropomum (tambaqui)
Lineage: Eukaryota; Metazoa; Chordata; Actinopteri; Characiformes; Serrasalmidae
Gene: anapc4
Product: anaphase promoting complex subunit 4
Exons: 29
Coding region: 195-2621 (808 amino acids)
Biological process (GO): protein K11-linked ubiquitination; positive regulation of mitotic metaphase/anaphase transition; anaphase-promoting complex-dependent catabolic process
Cellular component (GO): nuclear periphery; anaphase-promoting complex
Molecular function (GO): protein binding
Source: RefSeq, a predicted model, not a curated record
GGUAGAGGAGAGGGUUGACUGGUCGGAUAACGCUGCGCUGUUAUUUGUCACUACAAACAGCGGGUUUCGCGUUAUUAUACCGCGCGAUAAAACCAGUCUGUGAGGAGUUUAGAGCCUCAAACCAGUCGCUUCAUAUUACAGUGAAUGUUGUUCAUUUUUGAAUCACCAAAACAUAGUCAGACCAGGCCUUCACAAUGCCUGCUUUCCGACAAGUGGGAGAAAAGCAGCUGCCAAACCCGGUUCUGUACAUGGCCUGGUCACCAAAGAGAGACCUUAUCGCAUUAGCCAACACCGCUGGAGAGCUCUUACUACAUCGCCUUGCCAAUUUCCAACGUGUGUGGAGUUUAGCACCCAAUGAAAACACGGGAAAAGAAAUCACUUCUUUGGCCUGGAGGCCUGAUGGCAAAAUAUUGGCCUUCAGUGUGGGGGACACAAAGCAGGUGGUCCUGUGUGAUGCUGAGAAGGCAGAGAUCCUCCAUUUGUUUCCUGUAGACUACCCUGUGUCUUGCAUGCACUGGAUGGAGGUGCAGAGUGACAGCAGCUUAUCAUCAUUCAGUGACUCUGAGGACGAGUCCAACCGUUUCCUACCCAAGCUGCCAGCAUUGCCAAAGAGCUACAGCUCCACAUCAAAAAUAUUCAGUGAAGAAAAAUCAGAUGAAGUCACCAGCCUCCUGGGGGAAGUGAGACUUAAUAUCCUGGUGGUAGGCGGGCCAUCUGGAUUUGUGGAGCUGUAUGCAUAUGGCCUGUACAAGAUAGCCACUCUAAAAGGGAUUGCAGGAACAUGCCGCAGUCUCUGUCUCGCCAGUGACCUCAAGUCCCUCUCAGUUGUCACAGAAGUAAAAUCCCCAGAAGAUAAUGCUGAGAUCCACUACGUUCAGCUGGACACAGGACUGCUCUCUUCCUGUCUUCCGGAGUUAACCAGGAUGGCUCGAAAAUUCACUCACAUCUCCACCCUGAUCCAGUACCUGCGCCUCUCUCUCACCUGUAUGUGUGAGGCCUGGGAGGACAUCCUCAUGCAGAUGGAUCUCCGCCUCACCAAGUUCGUCCAGGAGAAGAAUACAAGUACUCAGGUUCAGGAUGAGUUCUUGGAGCUGCUGUUAUGGGGACAUGCCAGUCCUGAACUGCAAGCUCUUCUCAUGAAUCAGCUGACAGUCAAAGGCUUAAAGAUGUUGGGCCAGUCCAUUGAGUCAUCUUACUCGAGCAUCCAGAAACUGGUAAUUAGUCACUUACAAAGUGGUUCAGAAGCUCUGCUGUAUCAUCUUAGUGAGGUGAAGGGCAUGGCUUUAUGGAAACAGAAAUUUCAGCCACUGGGUCUGGACCCUUCAGCUAUAGAAGAUGCCAUCACAGCCGUAGGCUCCUUCACUCUAAAGGCUAGUGAACUCUUACAAGUCAUCGAUAAAAGUAUGAAGAAUUUUAAGGCCUUUUUCCGAUGGCUGUACGUUGCGAUGCUUCGCAUGUCGGAAGACCAUGUUCCACCAGAGUUGAACAAGAUGACUCAGAAGGACCUGGCCUUUGUUGCUGAUUUCCUCUCUGAGCAUUUCAGCGCUAAUGAAGAGCUGUUUGAUCGGAAAGGGAAGUACUUUAACGUGGAACGAGUGGGACAGUAUCUGAAAGAUGAAGAUGAAGAUUUGGUGUCUCCGCCUAAUAUGGAGGGCAACCACUGGGUGACGUUUGUCCAGCAGAGCACACACCUCAAAGAGAGUCCUUUGCUGUUUCCCACUUACCCACAAAAGUCUCUGCACUUUGUUAAGAGGAUGAUGGAAGGGACUAUCGACAUCUGUCUGCAGAAACCAGCUGAGGUAAUAGGGAGUUCAGUGAAGCAGGCUGUGUGCUUGCCCCUGUACUCAGUGUGUGAGAGGUCAGAGGACACACCUCGGCUGUUUGAGCUUCCAUCGCUAUGGAAUGAUAAGAAUGCUGCGAUGCAUUAUGUAGUAUUCUGUAUGCCAGAGAUCUCACCCUUCAAAAUCUACAUCCUCAGAAGGGCAACGGACCCAAACAGAUCUGUCCUUAACAACUUGGUAGCCAUACACCUGAACACUCCGUUUAACACCAGUAUUGAUGAUGAAGUGCCAGUAGCAGAGUCUGUCGAUCGCUCCUAUAGUUGCCUUAAUGCCCGUCUCUAUGACGACGAGACAUUGACAGUGGUUCUGCAGUGCCAGGAGAAAGAUGAGAACAAACUCCGCCUCCUUGCCCAGCUCCCCCUCAGCUCCGCCCUUAGAUGUGAGGAAGUGUUUACAUGGGACCCCACCCUCAGGUUGGACCAGCAGAGUGAAAAGAUUCCGGUGCAAGAGCUGACCUGGGGGAAUCAGAGCCGAGAUCUAGAGAACAUGAAGGCUCAGUUUGUGGCUGUGAAUGGUAUCCGCAAAGUAGCCUGCGUGUUGAGCUCCAACCUGCGUCACAUCCGCGUGUUUGAGAUGGACGCAGAGGAUGAGGAGGAUGAAGAGCGGGCCGACGAGUCGCAAGACAUCAGCUCUGACCAGGAUGGACUGGAAGAGACUUCAACCAAUCAGGGAGCGACAGGAACAGAAGGAGACGGAGAGGGAGAGGCAGAGGCUUGUGAGGAGAUGGGCGAGGGGUCAGGAGACACCCUGGAACAGACGUCAGAGUCUGAUACGUUAUGACCUUCGACCAUGAAGUCAAAUCCUAUUUCGCUCCCAGACUGAAAUUACAACAUACCAACAUCUUACUCAGUAAUGACCGGUAGAGUACAAAUAAAAAUUUUCCAGGUAUUUUUGUAGGAAAUGUACAUUUGACUGAAAUAUGAUAUUCUCCUUUGAGAAUAAAGUGAUGUUUUGAACAGA